Molecule: messenger RNA, 680 nt
Organism: Nylanderia fulva
Lineage: Eukaryota; Metazoa; Arthropoda; Insecta; Hymenoptera; Formicidae
Source: RefSeq, a predicted model, not a curated record
UCUCGAAGGAAGUAUGAAGUAAAGUAUGGUGCAGAUCUCUUACGAGCAGCGUUGGACUUGGAGCUCGCACAGUUUCUGUGCGCACAGUGCAAAUCAUGGCGAAGGAUGAAGGGGACGAUGUGCUGCCAGACAAGGACGCGGCGAAAGGAUUCUACGCCAAGUACGAGCCCAAGGAGAUCCUAGGAAGGGGAAUAUCUUCCACUGUCAGAAGAUGUAUUGAGAAAGAGACAGGUAGAGAGUACGCAGCUAAAAUUAUAGACAUCAGCAAUGAGACUAACGAGGAUGGGCAUCAUAUGAAGGACGCUACGCUGCAAGAGGUGCAGAUACUUCAUAGAGUUGCUGGACAUCCUUAUAUCAUUGAAUUGCACGAUGUUUUUGAAUCGAACAUUAUAUUUUUAAUCUUUGAAUUGUGUAAAAAUGGAGAAUUGUUUGAUUAUCUUACGUCUGUCGUGACACUGUCUGAAAAGAAGACACGUUAUAUCAUGAGGCAAGUGUUUGAAGGUGUUCAACAUAUACAUGAUCAAAGAAUAGUACACAGGGAUUUAAAGCCUGAGAACAUAUUGCUGGACGAUAACUUGAAUGUGAAGAUAACAGAUUUUGGAUUUGCCAGAAUGUUGAAACCUGGUGAAAAGUUAGACGAUCUUUGCGGUACACCUGGCAAUCUAGCACCGGAAGUAUUA